GUUGUGAUAAACUUAUUAAAUAGAAUUAUGAUCUUACUAAUAGCCAUAGCAGCAUUAGCUGCUAUUACUAUCACAACAAAAACAACAGCAGAAACAAUCCUGCCCUUUGCCCCCUCAAUAGUGGACCUGCCGAAACUCAAAGCCUUCCAGAUGUCCGGUCCAGAAUUCAAUUUAAACUGCACACUUAACAUGCAGAAUAUCCCUACAGUUCAAUUCAAAUGGUUCUUUUCGAAGACGAAGGACGGACUGGAUCGAAAAGAAUUGAGAAAUGCAAAUGAAGGUUCAUACGAGUUGAGUGGGCCGAAGUUGACCCUGGAUUCGAACUGGCUAAAAUGGCAGGAUUUAAUGGGUUAUUACUGGUGUUGGGCUAGAAAUGACUAUGGAGAAUCGACAAGUAGCAAAAUUGAGGUGCUAACUACAAGGGAACGCAACCAGGAAGAAGUUCCAAUUGAGAAGCGAGUGAGGUUCGGGGAGAGUACGAGGCUGGAGUUCGGGUUUCCCCCUCUGCUGGAGACCGACUCCCCUGUUCAGAUCCAGUUUGCAAUCUCCCAACCAGACACAAGAACAGGAGCUAGGAUACUUAUGAAAGAAGACAAAUCCUUCAAAGACGGUCGAUUUGUCAUCGGGUCUAACUUCGACAUGUACGUGAUUGAGCCCAGACCCAGUGACACAUGUGACAUUAGGCAGCAGUUUAGAGAAUACGGCACUAAUCUGGACUUCCCUUAUAAGGAAAUUAAGUUCAGAGUAGAAAACCAGAACACAGACGGCGACAACAACGGAUUCUUCCAAGACAUGGCAAAAAUUUACCUCUUCGUAAGAGGUCAAGCAUCAUUCUUCACAUGCAUUCCAAAAGAAAAGAGAACAGUCCAUUUAAGAAAAGACGGAAGAACCCUGGAGUUACCAUUUAUGGAAGUGGGCUCAGUGAAUAGAGAAGAAACAUAUAGGACGGAUUACACGAUUUAUUUUGAUAAUCCCCAGGAAAGUGAUGCUGGGCAAUACACGUGUUACUAUGGGUCGGCGGAGAUUGACUAUCGAGUCAAGGUCAUUGGUCCCCCGAAAAUAAAGUGCAAACAUGAUGACCUUAUCAUCCGCUCCCCUGAAGAGAAUGUGUUCAUAGAAUGCGAAGUGUCGUCCGACUUCAUGAUCUUACAGAGACCCACCAUCAUUGUUAAUGGGACAAUGGAAAGACAAAAGAGAAUUCGCGAUUUCGAUUUUGAGAUCUUGGGCCCAUCCUACGACGAUAAAUACACAGUGAAGAUAACGGGGAAUAGACUAGACAAAUAUGACUCAACUGUGUUCCGCAUUGAAGUGAAGGCGGAAGAGAUGUCUAAGAAUGAAGUGUUGGAGAAACAAGGGUUGUCGCAAGAAAGUCAGAUGGGGGAGGUGCUGUUCAAUGACUUCCGAGUGCUUCCAUUUGACGCCAGAAGAGAGAUCAUUCUAUCUGUAUUGUCCCGAGUGCCUGAAAUCAUAGACCCAGAAGACGGUUGCAGUGUACUAGUGGGAACUAGGGACUUCGAGAUCAAAUUCACCAUCUUCGGAUCCCCAGUGCCGACUGUGAAGUGGUACAAAAAUGGACAGAGAGUCUAUCAGGGGGAUGAAUAUGAGAUGAGAAAGUCGAACGAUCUCUAUUUCUCACUCAUUAUAAAGAAAGUGACAGGAUCUGCAGUGUUCAAAGUGGAAGCACAAAACAGUCUCAGUGAGGGAAUCCCUCUCACACAUCUCUACACUCUAACAGCACAUCAGCCUCUAGUGAUGAGACCCCAUCUAAGCACAGAAGUCUUCUCAGUGGUCAACAAACCUGUCAAUGUCACAUGCGCUGCAAAACAAAAAGGAAAACGAGAGCAAAUGAACAAUGCACAAACGAUGGACAUAGUGUUCACGUGGUUCCUGGACGAACGCCAGAUGAUGCCAACACUCUCAAACAACAUCAGAGUGACAGAUUCGAGAGACAGAGAUGGUUACAAGGAAAGUGUGAUGCUAUUUGUGCCUCCGAGGAUUGACGCCUACCAUGUGAGGUGUAUGGCUGGACUGGGCAGACUGGAUAAUUUGACACAUGAGAUCAGAUUGAUCACUGGAGAGGCGCCCGAAGCCCCGAUCGACUUGCAAUACGAAGUGUCGCGACAAGUGUUCUCCUGGAGAUCCCAGCGCCAAGACUCCUUCAAAGUGGACGUGUUAGAAUGGGCUCCUUUGUUUGCAGAAUCAGACUCGAGAGAUAGCACUGCUGCUUUUAAAGUGUACAAUGAGACGACACAGAAACUUCCGAUUUCUGCCGAUUCCUAUUCACGAGGCCUGACGAGCAAUUCUAAUUUUCGCCAAUUCGUAGGAAGUUCGGGACCGUUUAUGAAAGUAGAGUUGAAGAAAUUGACAACACCUGAUAAAGAGUUCAGACCUGGAGUGAAUUACGCAUUCAAAGUGAAGACAGUGAACAACUAUGGACCCAGUGAAUACUCACAGUGGACUUAUCAUCGCACGGCCGACGCAGUGCCAACAAAGAUGAUCGAGAGUCUUAUCAUCCAACCUGACAAGGAGGACAAGAGCAAGAUAUUCGUCUCAUGGGCGCCGUUUCCUCGAGACCAGUACAACAGCUACAGCUCAGUGGGGUGCUGUAUCAAACUAGUCAUUGGAAACAACAAUGGACAGAAGAUCAACUUGAACUGUGUAGACCCCAGGUCCAGAGGAGUGACCACUGGAUGGAGUGGCAUGCCGCCUUAUACACAGCACAGAGCAGAAGCAUGGUUCGCCAAUCAACAAGGGGAGGUGCAGAAACGAGCUAGAACUACGGGAUACAAUGCAGCUGCAGAACCCAACUUCUACCCAGAAAUAAUCGAAGACGAAGACUCUAAAGAACCGCGCCAGAUAUCAGUGAAGUUCAAGGCCAUGGCACAAGAAGACAUAAAUGGACCCUUUCUUGGAUAUAAACUUGAGAUAUUCGAUAGUGAGACGAAGAACCAUAUCAGUGAUAAGUUGGAUCGAGAUAUGGGAUUCAGUGGAGAAGUUAAAACACUUACUGUCACAGGUUUGUUGCCGUACACUGAUUACGAAGUGGUGUUGUCGGUGCUGAAUCGUGAGUUCUCAAAAGGGAGUCCGCCUUGGACACAGAAAACCUAUGCAGCAAAGCCAGACACCAUUUCAACUGUGGAUCUAAUGAUUCACCAGUCACCCAAAGGUGUUCACGCAUUCUGGCUUCCCCCGAACCGCGUCAACGGCGAGUUCGAAAGAUACGAAACAAGACUGGAACCCAAAUCCAUUAGCGAAUCAAACUACUUCCAAAACACAUUCGAACCACAACUGGAUUUAACCGGAUAUUUUAUGUCGGAUAGGGAGCACAUGUUGAAGUUGAUAGGUCACACAUUUGAAUUUGUGGUCGCGACUAAGAACACGCUUUUCAUUGGUGAUGAGACCUCAAAGAUGUUCACGUUGCAGAAUGCAGAGAAAUUACCCCCAGACACACCCCGUCCGCCUGAAGUGGACUGUCAGUCGCCGGCUUUCAACUUGACAGUCUCGUGGAACUUCAAACACUUCGGACAGUAUGCAUCCACGCACUACAUCAAGUACAGAUAUGCAGGUGCUAGCGACAGCAAUAGCAAUAACCACAACACAAACAACGCCAAGUUCGAACUGAUGUGCAAGUACAUCUCAAUUGGCGACUUCGACCAGGAGUGUGUAAUCCCAGUUAGAGUGCAGGCAGCCUCUUAUGAUAUCCACCUGGUGGCUAGGAAUGAGAACGGAGAGAGUGUGUCAGAAGCUGUACAUUGCACUACAGUAGCACCGUAUACCGUGAUCGCUGCUAAGCAGACGGAGGGGAUCGUGCGUGCAGCCAAUGUGCCUCUCUUCUUCGCCUUCCUGGCCCUCAUUCUGCUGAUGGUGGUGGCAGUGUUAGGCAUCAUCUACUGGAGGAAGAAUAGGAGUCACCCCUAUAGAGUGCGUGAGCAAGAAAUGAAAUUCAGGCCUAAAGACGCUCCUUCAUUCCCGAGGAAAGAUGACACAGCUCGCUUUGACGAAUACCACCCAGACUUAUUUGGGAAACAUCCAAUGUGGGAUACGAACCCAAGAAUCCCACUCAUGCCUUCAUACACGCCUAGACCUAGUGGAUCUCGGAUAGAUUUAGACGCUGAUAGUUAUGACGACGAUGAAGAUAUGCUUGGUGGAUUCGAUGAAGAUGGAUCGUUUUUGGAAGCCUAUGGAAGAGGUGCAAUGGAUCCACCAACAGAACUUAAUACUUCAGUUUAGAAAAUCACCUGAAAACUGAAAUGUAGUUGAUUUUUCGUAGCUUAUUACAGCGUGAAACAUCAAAAUAAGAAGUUUUCACCAGAGUUUUUCGAUCACGUUUUCUUCACGAAAAUGUGAAAAAUGAACGAUGAGUUGUUGUUCAUGAAAUGGAACCAAAAUUUGAGGAUUUAUUAAAUGAAGAUAAAUUGAGUUCGAUAAAAAAUAUCACUGCUUUCGCUAGAAUUUAGUUGUUUAUAUAAGUGAAUUUACAAAUGCUUAAUUUGUUUCUUCGCAUUUACCAAAUGUUGCAAUUGCUACAAAAAGGUGCAUAAAUGAUUACAUAAAUCACUGAAAAUAAAAGAAUUAUAAUCUUUUCCUUAAAUGUGGUCGGUUUAAUGUCGUUUUGAAGACUUGCCUGGAUUUUUUUCAAUAAAUCCGGACAUGAUUUCUUGUGUUUUGUAAUACCAAUUUAAUUCGAAAAAUUUUUUGGAAGUGUAUUAUGAAAAUGAUGUAAACUACUCUUCGCAUAGGAUGUAAUCUUACGCCUUCGUUUUGAAAUUGGGACCGUUACAAUUUAAAUUGGUCUCUGAAAUAGUGUCACCAUUUUCAGGAAACAACCAUAAUUUUCCAAUAUUGUAUUAAGCUAGUGCCGCUUAUUCCAUGUGUUAAUUUUCUAUUUCUCUGUGCAUUAAUUUUUAUAAAGUGUUGCAUUCAUUUGCCAUUCUGUUCUUAAGUUAAAUAAGAGUUCAUAAUUUUAGAUUAGAUGUUUUUGUUCAAACUGCUUGUUAAUUUGAAUAACUAAUAGAAAUAAAUAGAAAUCAUUCCAUUUGUGAAGUAAAGUUUGAAUUGUGUAUGCGACAGUUUUAAAUAAACAAACUUCUGAAAAAUAUAAACUGUCCUUUCCUUGAUAAUUCUGACUCCAAUCAGUAUAAAGUUGUUUAGAAAUUUCGAAUUUAUACUUUUGUUCA
Molecule: messenger RNA, 5177 nt
Organism: Symsagittifera roscoffensis
Lineage: Eukaryota; Metazoa; Xenacoelomorpha; Acoela; Convolutidae
Exons: 27
Coding region: 28-4230 (1400 amino acids)
Biological process (GO): cell-cell adhesion
Molecular function (GO): protein binding
Source: RefSeq, a predicted model, not a curated record